GGUUCGUCUAUUGGCAGACGCCCAGCUGCAAUGAUCUCCUUCCUUAAUCAGGGCCUUGUGACACGGACACGACUUAUGAUUGUCGAAAUGUUUGAUAGCAACGCUGGCAGUAGGGCGGCAGCGUGGUGGAAAAUCGAAACACGUCGAUUGGGUUGCUGUCGCAAUCUCUUCGCCUUAGCUUGAUAACUCCAUAGAUCCGAGCGCCCAACUCUUCUCAAGUUGAUAGCAAUCAAUUACCAGAUUGAAUGCCGACGCUGCUGUCAGUGAUCCGAUGGGCUUCCUAGAGGGCGGUGUGCUUUGCGUACGCACCGCCUUGCUCGGAUGGUAUUCGAGAGACUUAGGUAAAACCCAUUACUCCUCCUACGCCUCUAUCAAGCCUUGCAGUGCAAGACAGUACCUGUUUUGUUUCUUGCGCUCUGAACAGUCUCUUCGCUUUCCAUCCCACGAACAGCUUCUAUAGGACGCUCGCAAUUCCCGAUGCUUUAGUGCUGAGUAGGUAAGCCACGAGGCAUAUUUGAUUGGAGGCCAGAGAUGAGAACAGGUCCAUCAUAUCACGAACGCCGUUUAUUUACCGCACAAAGACGACCACGGCGGAGGAUUGCAUCUGCACCAGGAUCAUAUAAAAACCAUGGUCGAGAGGGCGCUGAGGGGCAUUCCCGGCUCGCAGCACCCCUUCCUCUCCAUCCUCUUCUUCUUGGCCUCUCCUCCACGUCGUCUGCCAUGGCCCGCACUUCUGAGAAGACUCCUCUCGUAAAGAAGGAGGCUGAAAAGCUUCCUUUCCCUCUCGGCCUCGUCUCUCCUGGGGUCCGACCAUACUUGGAGCUUAUCCGCUUCCACAAGCCGACAGGAACGAUUCUCAUGUUCUGGCCAUUCGCAUGGGGCCUGACCAUGGCGGCGUACCAUACCGAACUUCCACUCAACCGGUAUUGGGUGGAGUUGGCCAAGUCUCUCUUCGCGGCCUUCAUUGUUCGCGGCUCUGCGUGCACCAUCAACGACAUCUUUGACCGCAAGUUUGAUGCUGGUGUCGAGAGGACCAAGGGGCGCCCUCUCGCCAGCGGCCGUGUAUCUGUUUUCGCCGCUGUUGUCUAUCUCAUCCUCCAAUACAUCGCCGGCCUUGUUGUAUAUGUAUCGUACAACGAAAUUGCGCUUUACGCAGCUGUUCUCCAGCUCCUUCCUCUUUUCUUGGUCUAUCCUCUCAUGAAGCGCAUCACCUACUGGCCACAGGCCUGGCUUGGGAUCUGCAUGAACUUUGGUCUCGUCGUUGCAUGGGCCGCAGUUACUGGCAGCCUUGACGCUCAGCUCUUGGGUGUUCUCAUGGUUGGUACCUGGGGAUGGACGAUGCACUAUGAUACCAUCUACGCGUGCCAGGACCGUCGCGACGAUGUCAAGGUUGGCGUCAAGUCCACUGCCGUGAUGCUCGGCGACUACGUUCGCCCCUUCUGCUUCGUCCUCUCCAUGAUGUUCGUCGGUACCCUCUACUACGCUGGUGUCCUCAACCACCAGACCCCCUACUACUUCUACAUCUCCGUCGGCGGGACUCUCCUCCACAUUCUCUGGCAAUACGCCACCGUCGACUUGGACUCGCCUGAUAGCUGCGGCUUGAAUUUCAUUCGCAACGGCCACAUGGGUUGGAUCACCUGGGCUGGCUUGAUGGUCGACUACCUCGUCAAAAUCGAUCAACUUCCCUUCCAGUUGCCUUUCUGAAGGAUUAUGUAUUGCAUUCGUCGUUAUCAUCGUUAUCAUCCCCGUCCUUUUCAUUCCGGACAAUCUCCAUAGAAGCUGUCUCUUAUUUAGCUAGAUGAUUGGGCUGCGGGCACCAGACCACGGAGAGGGUGACACUGCAGAGAACAGCAUUCGGGAUAUGUUCGAGCUGCAAUAUAUAAUAUAUUUCCCUCCGUUGCACGUUCGACGUGUUUGGCGCAUGUAUUGUGAUAUCAAUGCCUUUGGUCC
Heterobasidion irregulare TC 32-1 is the source of this 1950-nucleotide messenger RNA. RefSeq names its product prenyltransferase (gene ppt2). The transcript has 9 exons. Gene Ontology annotation, cellular component: mitochondrial inner membrane. Gene Ontology annotation, molecular function: 4-hydroxybenzoate polyprenyltransferase activity. The record is from RefSeq and is a predicted model, not a curated record. Bases 721 to 1704 code for a protein of 327 amino acids. NCBI's taxonomy places the organism in Eukaryota, Fungi, Basidiomycota, Agaricomycetes, Russulales, Bondarzewiaceae. Gene Ontology annotation, biological process: ubiquinone biosynthetic process.